This is a messenger RNA of Magallana angulata, 1036 nucleotides long. RefSeq lists its product as uncharacterized. The record is from RefSeq and is a predicted model, not a curated record. The transcript is spliced from 14 exons. NCBI's taxonomy places the organism in Eukaryota, Metazoa, Mollusca, Bivalvia, Ostreida, Ostreidae. The coding region runs from base 1 to 909 and encodes 302 amino acids.
AUGACGUCACCAGUUGCUAAAUACAACACAACACAACGCAGCAGUGAAAAGGGACGGUCGCUUAAUAUUUGUGCAAAGAUGGAGAACAGAAGGGGAAUUGUAUUAGGAAAUAUUCACGUGGAGUUGCUGAAGAGAUUAUCGCGAGAGAACCCAAAGAUGGCUAGAAAAAUUAUGCAUAUAAUUCUAGAUCAUCAUAAGAUAAAGACGAAGCUUCAUAGAGAGUUAUUGACAGCUGUCAAGCAGAGGAGUGUAGUUGAACAAAGGGAUGGCCCCGUGGAUGCUUUCUUCAAGUUAAGGGAAUCCAAUGAAAACCGAAUGAAAGCUGUCCGAGAUACCAUGCUUAAAGAGAAAAGGGACAGACUGCUAAAAGAUGUUUUCGUCCAAUUAGUGAGGAAAAUCAGAGCACGGAGAAAUCCUGAUGUGGCUAAAAGAAUCACGAUCAUGCUCCAAGAAAACCAUGUCAAUUUAAUGCUGAUCCAAAAAGAGCUGUUGAUGAAAGUGAAAGAAAAGGAGGAAAAGUGUCGGGCAAAGAAAGAGAUUCAAGAGGAGUUGUUGACGAAGAUAAACGAAAGAAAAGUUUGGGAUCAGAUCAGACGACUGGGUUACACGGACCUGAUGACAUGCCAGUUAGAGAAACCUGUCGAAGAUGGAGACUUCCUUCCCAGGUGUUUAUUUAUGUUUGGAGUUGACACUUUCAAAUGUACUGCAAAGCCUGAAAAUGAGUUAAAUGUCCAGGAACAUCAUGAAAGAAACAUCAAAUUGGACAAUGGAAAUCAAAGUUCAUCCCCAUUGGUCACAUGUGCAACUGACGUCACUCGCGAGAGUGUUUUGACAUCCAACAAUAAGGUCAAAACAAGCCAAAGGCUGAGCUUUGCGAACCGCGUCAGACGGUUUUUCGGAUUGAGAUAGAUUCAUUCAGCUUCUUAAACUUACUUGAUUUAAAAGAACUGAAUCGAUAUUUAACAAUAAUACGCUGUCAAACUUCAUUUGAAGAACUCCAUAUAAUGCCAUUUUGUUUUAGAGUGAAAUUUGCUGA